CGCUUCGGCUGCUUCGAGGAAAAAGGCCGAACGGUGGGAACAAAUCACCAGCGGCCGAUUAGCUAAAGCAGCCGAGAGACCCGGAGCCCGAGUGGGCCAUGGCAUCGGAGGGUUAUUCUCAGAUUGAAGCGGAGCUCUACUUUCUGAUCGUCAGGUUUCUCCAGGCGGGACCCUGUAAGAAAGCGGCGCAGAUUCUGCUGGAGGAACUUGAGGAGAACGAGAUCAUCCCGCAGCGCUGGAGUUGGGACGGGAGGCAGUUUGAGCGAAACUUCUCGGACUGGGUUGCUCUGAACCGGCAUAUUCCAGCAGAUUACCUGUUGCGUGUCUGUAACCAGGUAUGUCCACUGGUGGACAAACACGUUCCUCCCAGCGUACCUGGGGUUCGCAGUCUGCUGGGUACUGGACGACAGUCACUUCUGCGUACAGCAAAGAGUUGUGCGUACACAGUAUGGACUGGAUCAUCAGUUGCUGCCCUCCACAGAGGACGACCACCCGAACCUCCUGUCAACUUUGGCAAAUCGCCGAAUGUUGUGUCCGUCAUGGGUGCGCGCAAGAUUACCGGUGCAGGGAGGUUUGGCCACGUUCUUCCUUCGUGCACCUACCAGCACAUGAAGAUGCACAGGAGGAUCCUGGGACAUCUUUCUUCAGUGUACUGUGUAGCAUUCGACCGGACAGGCAGACGCAUCUUUACGGGUUCUGACGACUGCCUAGUAAAGAUUUGGGCGACAGAUGAUGGGCGGCUGUUGGCGACCCUUCGGGGUCACGCGGCAGAGAUUUCAGAUUUGGCAGUGAAUUUUGAGAACACACUGAUUGCAUCUGCAAGCUGUGAUAAGGUCAUCCGGGUGUGGUGUCUCCGAACCUGCGCGCCAGUUACAGUCUUACAGGGACACACAGCUUCCAUUACUUCCAUACAGUUUUCUCCAUGUGCCCCUGGUACCAUGCGCUACCUGGCUUCCACAGGAGCCGAUGGUAUGGUCUGCUUCUGGCAGUGGAACAACCUUACCAUGAAGUUCAUUGACAGGCCUGUGAAGUUUACUGAGCGCUCUCGUCCAGGGGUUCAAAUAUCCUGUUGUUCCUUCAGUACUGGUGGGAUGUUCCUGGCCACUGGAGGAACUGAUCAUGUGCUUCGAGUUUAUUACCUGGGCAGUGAAGUACCUAUAAAACUGUCAGAUUUGGACUCUCACACGGAUAAAGUCAACGCAGUGCAGUUUUGCAACAAUAGUGACCGCUUGAGGUUUGUGAGCGGUAGUCGUGAUGGUACAGCACGGAUCUGGCAGUACCAGCAGCAGGAGUGGAAGAGCAUUACUUUAGACAUGAGCACCAAACUGCCUGGAAGCACUGCGGCAUCAGGAGAGGACAAGUCAACCAAGCUGGUCGUUACAAUGGUGGCUUGGGACCGUAGUGACCGAACAGUCAUCACUGCUGUCUCCAACUUCCUCCUAAAAGUCUGGAACUCCACUAAUGGCCAGCUACUGCACAUACUCUCGGGUCAUGAUGAUGAAGUGUAUGUGCUGGAGGCUCAUCCUUUUGAUUGGAGGAUAAUGCUGUCAGCUGGUCAUGAUGGAAAUAUUUACAUCUGGGACCUCAGCAAAGGCACCAAGAUACGAAACUACUUCAACAUGAUUGAAGGCCAAGGCCAUGGUGCAGUGUUUGACUGCAAGUUUUCUGCUGAUGGCCAGCACUUUGCCUGCACAGACUCGCAUGGACAUUUGCUCAUCUUUGGGUUUGGUUGCAGCCAACCCUAUGAGAAGAUUCCAGACCAGAUGUUCUUCCAUACGGAUUUCCGGCCAUUGAUUCGGGAUUCCAAUAACUACGUUCUGGACGAGCAGACACAGCAGGCCCCCCAUCUCAUGCCCCCACCUUUCCUAGUGGACGUGGAUGGAAACCCUCACCCGCCACGGUUCCAGCGCCUGGUUCCUGGCAGAGAGAACUGCAAGGAGGAGCAGUUGGUGCCUCAGCUAGGCUACAUGGCUAACGGUGAAGGGGAGGUUGUUGAGCAGGUGAUUGGCCAGCAGACAGUGGACGAGGGUCAGGAAGAAAGCCCUUUGGACAGUUUGAUCAGACAACUUCAGAACCAGCAAGAUGAGAGAAUGAACUCAGGAGACCAAAAUGCAGAUGGAGAAGCAGCAGGUGGUCCCUUGUCCCCACCAAACGUAGGCCUGCGUAGGAGUGGGCAGGUGGAGGGGGUUCGUCAAAUGCACAACAACGCCCCCCGCAGUCAGAUGGCUACAGAGAGAGACUUGCUGGCAUGGAGUCGUCGUGUGGUCGUUAACGAAAUCCCAUCAGGGAUGUUCAGGGUUAUGGAGGAGAGUCGACUGGCCAAAGGUGAUUUGGAACGUUUUUUGUACGUCACAGAGAGGAAAAAGAAGCCUGUUCCUACUCCAACUGAGCCGGUAGGCGUCUCUGUUCGUUCUCUGCGGAGACCACUGAGAAAACAGCAGCAAAAGAGACACUCGUAUCACACACGGUCCGCCCGCGAGAGGAGGAGGAGCUCUCACGCACGCUCUCGCUCAGGAGAAGACAGCCUUGGGGAAUCAGAGAGUGAGGCUGAGCAGGAGGAAGAGCAGGCAGAGAACAGUGACCGCUCAUCUGAAAGCGAGGCUCAGUGGGAGAACGCCACCAGUUCUAGUGAUUCGUCCAGCGAGUAUUCCGAUUGGACAGCAGACGCAGGGAUCAACCUUCAGCCUCCCAAGCGGACGACCAGAAGGCCGGCUCGUGUUGCCCAAAGCAGCAGCUCGGAGGAUGAAGGGGAGGGGCAGGGAGAGGGAGAAGAACGAAGUAGGAAAAAGAAAGAGCAGGAAGAGGAGAAAAAGAAGAAACCCAAACAAACAAAACAAAAAAACGUUCCUGCCGGUCAGCUUGAAGAGUGGCAUCCCCCGUCCUGGAUCAUGGAGACGAUACCCAGGCGAUCUCCUUUCCUACCUCAGAUGGGGGACGAGCUGAUAUACUUUCGGCAGGGACACCAGGCAUAUGUCCGUGCAGUGCGUCGUGCCAAAUCAUACAGUAUCAACCCCCAGAAACAGCCCUGGAACAGACUGGACCUCAGGGAUCAGGAGUGUGUAAAGGUGGUGGGUAUUAAGUAUGAGGUUGGUCCCCCCACACUCUGUUGCCUCAAACUGGCCUUCCUGGACCCGCUCUCAGGGAAGAUGACCGGCGAGUCCUUCAGCUUGAAGUAUCAUGAUAUGCCUGAUGUCAUAGAUUUUCUGGUGCUACAACAGUUUUACAGUGAGGCCAAAGAACGCAACUGGCAACCUGGGCAGCGUUUCAGGAGUAUUAUAGACGAUGCCUGGUGGUUUGGGUCGGUGGAGAACCAGCAACCAUUACAGGCUGAAUACCCAGACAGCCUUUUCCAGUGUUAUGUUGUCAGGUGGGAUAAUGGAGAAAGAGAAAAAAUGAGCCCAUGGGACAUGGAACCAAUACCUGAUGAAGCUCCUCUCCCUGAUGAGAUUGGAGACAGUGUCCCAGUAACGGAGGAGGAGCUUCAGGCACUGCUGUAUCAGCCACAGGACGGAGAGUGGGGCACGCAAACACGUGAUGAAGAAUGCGAGAGAGUCAUCGCAGCUAUAGACCAGCUGUUCACACUAGACAUUGCGAAGGCGUUCUCUUGUCCUGUGGAUUUGAGAGACUACCCCCUGUACUGCACUGUGGUGGCCUAUCCUACUGACCUCAGCACCAUCAGAAUGAGACUUGUACAACGCUUCUACAGGAGGAUUUCUGCACUGAUGUGGGAGGUGAGGUAUAUUGAGCACAACGCACGAACAUUUAACGAGCCACAGAGCCCCAUCGUCACGGCAGCCAAAGCACUCACUGAUGUCCUGCUACGAUUUAUUGGAGAUCAAAGCUGUAAUGACAUCUUGGAUGUGUACAAUAAAAUCAAGACGGAGCUCAGCAGUGCUGCUGAAGAAGAGGAGGAAGUAGACGUUGACUCGGACACUCCAGGCACGUCUACUGGUCAGAAGAAGCGUGGUGUGGUUCUGGACGUGCAGGCAUGGUUAGUGAAGUGUAAGGAGCUGAUGAGGAAAAUGAUCGCCAGUCCAGACUCUGAACCCUUCCGGCAACCUGUUGAUCUCUUUGCAUAUCCGGACUACAGAGACAUCAUUGACACUCCAAUGGACCUGGGCACAGUCUCAGAAACUCUGAUGGCUGGGAAUUAUGAGAACCCCAUGGAGUUUGCUAAAGAUGUCAGAUUAAUCUUCAGCAACUCCAGAGCCUAUACCCCGAACAAGAAGUCCCAGAUCUAUAGUAUGACACUCAGUCUGUCAGCUUCCUUCGAGAACCAGAUCAUCGCCAUCAUCUCUGAUUACAAAUCAGCCGUUCAGAACCAGAGAAGAUGCCAGCAGAGACUCAGCUGCAGCAAGAAAAUGCAGGACUCUCCAGAUAGCCCCAAAGGGAAGCACAAGCCAGCAAAGAAAACAAAAACUCCCAAGCAGCCCCCCAAGAGCCGCUCACAACAGCCUUCUCAUAGUGAUUUGAAUCCAGCUUUAGUCGAUGAAGACAGCCAACCAUCUUCGUCAUCAUCGUCGUCAUCAUCAUCACUAUCAUCAGCAAUGACUUCAUUACCUUCAGUGCCACCAGGAGCUAAAAGAGUCACACGUAGUAGAACUACACCCAGAAAAACAGAUGCUCAGUGCAACGGGCCACUUAUUAAUGGCGGCCGGACAAAGCGCAGACGAUCCACCUCGCUGGGACAGCAAGAAGCUUCGGACUCAGAAAACUCUGACUCUUCGUCGUCAUCUUCUUCAUCUUCAUCUUCCUCCUCUUCUUCACCUUCAUCAUCGUCUUCCUCUGAGAGUGAGGCAAGCGAUGCUGAAGUGGGCUUUCCUGAUGGUGGCGACCACGAUUACAGCAAAGCGCCGAGGCUGGCCCUCAGCCGGAAAGGGAAAAUGACAUCUACGGUGGCCUCUAGCAUUGCGGCUAUCGCUAAACGAAAAAGGAGAGCUGCAGAAGAGGAAACAGCAAAAAGUCUUAAACGGGUUUGCAGGGAACUGGUACAAGAAUUGGUACAGACCGAAGAGGAGGAGGAGGAAGAGGAGGAGGUGGAUGACGACAACAAAGAAGAUGGUGAUGAGGAAGAGGAGGAGCCUGAGGAGGAGGAAGAACCUGAAGAGGAAGAAGAACAUGAACAGGAGGAGGAAGAGGAGGAGGAGGAGGAGGAUGAGGAGGAUGAGGAUGAAGAAGGGAUGGCAUCGGCACAGUCAGAGCAGGUUUCCACUAGAGGUGGGAAGACGAAUCAGAGGACGGCAAAAUCGGGGCGGGUAAACACCCGCAACCAAGGGCGACGGACCGUAGUGUACAAUGAUGAUUCCGAGGAGGAGGGGCCAACAACUGACCCACUGAACCUGGGCAUGUCCCGUUCUGGAAGAGUCCGCCGGAUGACCGAAAGAGCCAGGGUCAGCCACCUAAUGGGCUGGACACACUGACCUUUUGUUGACUUUUUUUGACUUUUUAACCAACCUCAGACUGACUCACUACAGCAAUACUGCAGGGAUUUGUUCUUUUGUGUAUCUGUUUGAAUAUUAGUAGCUUUUGUCAUGUUUUUGUACAGGUAAAUGUUGUUUUUGAUUUUUUUUUGUUUUACUUAGUCAUCAAGGAGACUUUGUUUACGACUCUGGAUCAUGGUGCUGCCCCCUCUCGUCUAGCUCUGGAUUCCACGAAAAGAACAUCAUCUCGGCCAUCGACUGAAACAGCCUUAUUCUGGUCCAGAGCAUCUAGAAAUCUUUUUUUUUUUUCCCUUCUAUUCAUCUUUUCUCUUCUUCCCCUUUGGUUUGCCGGCAUGGUGCUGUUUCCAACUUGAAUAUAUUCACUGCACUGCAAGCAGAACAAUGGUGCUGUUUCUCUCUUUCUCUCACUUUUCACUCUCCCUCUUUUCUCAAAGUAUAUUUGUCAGUCAUCAUUUUCUGUUAACCACAAAAAAAAUGUUCUAAUAAUGCAUAUUGAUCAACUAAUAGGAAGUCCAUCUUCUGAAUCAAAUUGUUACCUCUGUUAGUGUUUCAUGUGUAUAAAAGACUGUCUUUUUCUUUCUUUUUUUCUUUCGGUCUCUUUCUUUCUUUCUCUCUCUCUCUUUCUUUCUGUUUCUAUCAAAUCUUCCAAGAUGCAUUAACUACUUCCAAUUCAUGAAUCUUUGCCCUUCCAUGUCUGGCCGUGCCUGUACAGAUACACAGUGGCUCUGGACACACUCACACUGCAGACUGUUUUUACAAUGAGUAUAUUUAUAUUUUUCCACCGUUGUAUAAUACACUUUGUAGUUUCAUUCUUAGCUCUCAGUAUGAAGAAGAAAUCAGAUGGAUCCAGUAAAUGUUUGCACAUGUUAUAAAAAAAAGUGGCAGCUGAUUUGGUAGAAAUAAGUUUUGGCUUUUCUUUUUUUAUUUGCAAAGGAUAAAAAAAAAUACAUUUUUGAAAAUGUGGUGUGGUGCCAAUUUUUGACUCAUAAUUAAUAUUUUGGAUCUUUGUUUUUUUACACUGAUUCUUAUUGGUUGAAGCUUUAUUUACAGACUAACUGUAGCUUGCAUUAUUUAAAUUGAUUAUUGCAUCAGUUUCCACUUUUUUGCUUUUAUCUGAGCCUCUCUCACACAACUGAGUUCUCAGAAAUAGACAUAUUUUGUCUGUUUAAGUUUAAAAAAGCUUUAAAUUGUCUUGUGAAGCUGUUAUUAGUGGACAGGAGACCCUCUUUGCUCUACAGAAUAGCUAGAAAUUAUCGUUGUGGCUCAGGCAGGUAUUGUAUGUCAAUUUGCUGUUAUUUUUCUAGUUUCAUUCCAUACAAUUUUCAGUACAGCACUAUGCAGCCUGGCACCUGCAGUGGAGAAUCAUAAGUAGUGUAGAAUAAAGUGGUUCAGAGGAUAUCUGGGUUUUGAAUGUAGCAUAAAACUGUUUAUACCGUCUUGACCUUGACCUGUCUGUGGAUAUCUUUGUACACCUCAGUCACACAAUUGCCAUUUUUAUUAACAGUACAGCAUUAAAUGAGUAGUUUAAUAAUAAUAAAUAUCUUUAUCUAAAACCAAAUCAUGAAAGUAUUGGCACUCAUAAGGAAUCAAGACCAAAUUUGGUCUUUUCUGUUGAUUUGAGUUUAUUUAAACUUUUAAGGUGCUGUGUUUUGCUGUGGCUAGCUUAGCAGACUGUAGUGACAGCCAUUUUGAAAUACAUUGUGGACUUUCAGAGGGUUACAAUAGACAUUGGGGAGCUCCUUUUGCCUUACUUUAAACAAUAGUUACGUAUUUAAACAGUUUUAUGUCCAAGAUUAUGUCAGUUUUGAUUGAAUGAUUUUGUUGCAAUGCUAAUCGCUAUCUUUGGUUGUUAACAUCAAUCUGCUUUAAGCUCACAGAAAACAGGAGUCACAUUUUGCCUGUAGUUAUAAAGUAUUCUGUGUCUAAGCUGAUUUUGUAGUAAAGCAACUCAUCACUGUUGCUCCCGGAGUUAAACAUAAAUAUUCUAAAGCAGACACAUUUGUCCAGUGUACUUGUAUUUAUUUAUUUUUUGUACCAUAGAAGGCCUGAAUUGUGAGGUGCUAGCUAGCUAAUGUUAUUCUGUACAUGCUACAGAGAUGCUAACGCUGUCACAAUCUCAACAAAAUUUACAAACCAGCAAGAGUUUUCCAAGUUAGAAGAGGCAAAACUGUUUUAUGCUAGAGUUUGAGUAGCAGGUGGUGUUAAAUAAAUGAGACAGUUUAGCACUAGCUAUAUUUUCAUGCAGUUUAAGAGAUAAUGUGGGGAAAAAAUAUGCACUCUAAUUAAAUUUUUAUUAUAGGAUUCAAAUUUUAAACAUUUUUUAUUUACCCAAGUGUCUGAUGGGGAUGGUUUUCAAAAAUUGCUUAAACCAGGAAUUUCUUGCUUUAGAGGUUUAUGGGAACUUAAUCAUGGGAAUUAAAUUUUGGUCAAGUGAUUCAUUUAGUUUAGCUCUUGCAUUCUGUUUUGUUCCAUCUGAUCAGUGUGAAGUUGCAUCAAUAUUCAGUUCUAGCAAAUGCUGUUCUUUUCAAAUAGUGUGGUGUUAGCUACUUUAUGAUGCUACGAAGGUCAUGAAAAAGAUCAGCAUUUUUGUACUUCCGCCACAUUUACAUUGAAAUAUGAAGCAUGACUACAUCCAAAUAAAUCAGAGACUCUGUUAUUAGGGGGUGAAAUAAACCUUUGUACCUCUGUAAUGGCAAUAUUAAAAUAUCUUGUGAUAUUACUUUGUUUAUUACUUGUUUAAAAUGCCAUUUGCCUCAAUCAGUGUAAAGGUGUGAUCAGAUACUUUUCCCUCUGUUUUUUCUUUUUUUGAUUCACUGUCCAAAGAUCCAUCCCUAAUCUGUUUUCCCCCCUUUUUCUCCACCUAAACCCCCUCUUCUAUUUUCCCCAUGACCCUCUCAAAUGUGAUGGAUCAAAGUAGUUCAGGGCCAGUUCAAGUGGUGGUGGUGAUCAUGAAGAGGUGAUUAGAUGUAAUAAAGUUAUGCCAGUGUCUACUUUUUCUAUACAAUUUCUGUGUUUUUUUUUUUUUUUUAAUAAAGAAGGAAAACUA
Astyanax mexicanus (Mexican tetra) is the source of this 8487-nucleotide messenger RNA. It is a transcript of the gene brwd3, whose product is annotated as bromodomain and WD repeat domain containing 3. The record is from RefSeq and is a predicted model, not a curated record. The transcript is spliced from 40 exons. Gene Ontology annotation, biological process: regulation of transcription by RNA polymerase II; regulation of cell shape; cytoskeleton organization. NCBI's taxonomy places the organism in Eukaryota, Metazoa, Chordata, Actinopteri, Characiformes, Acestrorhamphidae. Gene Ontology annotation, cellular component: nucleus. The coding region runs from base 99 to 5420 and encodes 1773 amino acids. Gene Ontology annotation, molecular function: protein binding.